Molecule: messenger RNA, 879 nt
Organism: Psilocybe cubensis
Lineage: Eukaryota; Fungi; Basidiomycota; Agaricomycetes; Agaricales; Agrocybaceae
Exons: 5
Coding region: 1-879 (292 amino acids)
Source: RefSeq, a predicted model, not a curated record
AUGGACAAGGUGUGGGCGGAUUAUGUGAGGGCCGUUAUGCCCAUCUCCUACGGUGACAAUUUCUGGGCUGCACAUACGGAUUUUGUCUCCCUCAACACUAUGGACAAGGCACUGUUUGAAGAUAACAAUGAUAUGCCGGAUACGUUACUCUACUCAGCUAGCAAAGACCCGCAUGUAGGGCCAGAUGGUAAAACCAAGCAGCAACGCUACGUUGAGAGGAAUAGGGAUGCUAUAAAUGCAAAGAAUGCUUUGCGAAAUCGGCAAAAACGUGCACAACAAAAGCAGCUUGAAGAAGAUGAAUCUGAGCUAGAGGCCGUCGAGGCCUUAGUCAAUCCCUCUACAGUUCCAGAUCUAUUCUCCAGGGGCACAGACCAAGAUCAGCUCUCUGACAAGUACAGUGAUACCGACUCAGAUAGUGUCAUUGCGCAAGGAGAGGACCCAUUUCCCCGAAAGGCUGAAGAGCCAAAGCGACCAACUACGUAUGAAGAGGUAGUGCAGGAGUACAUUCGAUAUCACGACCGCGAACUCGAUGCAGAGUUGGACCUUUUAGUUGUGUAUGACGAGUUCAAAAGGGCCAACGCCAUGUACGAUGACUGUCGGGAAAGGUAUGACACGUACUUUGAUUCUUUAUCGCCUCGUUACUGGACCGUUGUCGACGGGUGGACACGAAAGCGUAAAUAUGCGGGGAGCAGCCUCCAGGUUGAGGGUGAACGCUUGUUGAGGGAAAUUAGGGACACCGAGAAGCUUUUUAACUCAGUAUUGCUCAAGCUACCCCCUAAGGACGAUGUAUGGGCAGCAGCCUUCGACAUGACUCGUCAUUUAAUGGGAUGGAUGGCAUACCUUCAUCAUAUCCAUGAAGGACUUUGCAAUGACAUGUAG